Amphiprion ocellaris (clown anemonefish) is the source of this 767-nucleotide messenger RNA. Its product is annotated as cell adhesion molecule 1-like. NCBI's taxonomy places the organism in Eukaryota, Metazoa, Chordata, Actinopteri, Pomacentridae. The record is from RefSeq and is a predicted model, not a curated record. Bases 1 to 312 code for a protein of 103 amino acids. Gene Ontology annotation, cellular component: cortical cytoskeleton; membrane. The transcript has 3 exons.
AUGCAGCAUCGGAGGUGGGACAACCGCCGGGACGGCUUUUCUUCUUCUUCUUGUGUGCUUUCAGAUUCUCGAGCUGGAGAAGGAGCUCCCAGAACGGUGGACCAUGCAGUCAUCAGAGGAGUGGUGGCCGUCGUGGUGUUCGCCAUGCUCUGUCUACUCAUUGUCUUGGGACGCUACUUUGCGAGACACAAAGGUACCUACUUCACACAUGAAGCCAAAGGAGCAGACGAUGCAGUGGAUGCAGAUACAGCCAUCAUCAACGCAGAGGGCGGCCACACCAACUCGGACGAAAAGAAGGAGUACUACAUCUAAUCAAACAGGACCCCUCACUCUAGUGUCCUCCUUUGGACACUGAGCUGUUUUUCUGGGGAUGGGGGGCAGGAGGACGAGGUGGGGGUUGAUGGAGGGUUUAGUGAGAGUAGAGGGGUCAAGGAAUGAGGCGUGGGUUUUAAAGGAAGGCCUGGUUUUAAGCCGUUGUUUAGUCUAGUCUGCAGAUGUAGAUGGAAUGUUUUGUGUGUUUAAAAAAAAAAAAAUCCAAAUCAAAAAAGGACAAAAAAUGUUGGGGGUCCGGGGUUUUCGGUAACGGGGGUCAGGUCGGGGGUGGGAGGGUUCCAGAAAUCACUGUAGAGAGCUUCACCAUUCGACACCUCCCUAACUGCUGGUACGAAUUUUAUUUAGUUCAACCAUUUGCAGAAAAUUCUGUGCCUUGUUCUAAAUGUUUUGGUUCUGUCCAUACUUUGCAUUUGUGUUGAUCAUCGUUCGCAUAA